GCAUCAGCUGGUGCCGGUGACAGAGCAGCGGGAGGGUCGCCGGAUCCGCCGCCAUGGGCGAAGCGGAGAAGUUCAGCUACGUGUACAGCUGCGAUCUGGACCUGAACGUGCAGCUGAAGAUAGGCAGCUUGGAGGGGAAGAGAGAACAGAAGAGCUACAAAGCGGUUUUGGAGAACCCCAUGCUCAGGUUCUCGGGGUUGUACCAGGAGACUUGUUCUGACCUGUAUGUCACCUGCCAGGUCUUUGCAGAAGGGAAGCCUCUCGCUCUUCCUGUCCGGACGUCCUACAAAGCUUUCAGCACCAGGUGGAACUGGAAUGAAUGGUUAAAACUGCCAGUCAAGUACCCUGAUUUGCCCCGGAAUGCUCAGGUGGCCUUGACAAUAUGGGAUGUCUAUGGACCUGGCAAAGCAGUGCCUGUUGGUGGAACAACAGUCUCCCUCUUUGGGAAAUAUGGGAUGUUCCGGCAAGGGAUGCAUGAUCUGAAAGUAUGGCCCAACGUGGAAGCAGAUGGUUCUGAGUCCACUAAGACUCCUGGGAAAACAAGCAGUACGUUUUCAGAAGACCAGAUGAGUCGGUUAGCCAAGCUCACGAAAUCUCACAGGCAGGGGCACAUGGUCAAAGUCGAUUGGCUGGAUCGGUUGACCUUUCGAGAAAUUGAAAUGAUCAACGAGAGCGAGAAGCGGAGUUCUAAUUUUAUGUAUUUGAUGAUUGAAUUCCGUUGUGCCAAAUGCGAUGACAAAGAAUACGGGAUAGUGUAUUAUGAGAAGGAUGGUGAUGAGGCAUCUCCAAUUUUCACAAGCUCAGAGAUUGUUAAGGUUCCAGAUCCCCAGAUGUCUAUGGAAAACUUGGUGGAAAGUAAACAUCACAAGCUUGCAAGGAGCUUAAGAAGCGGCCCGUCUGACCAUGAUCUUAAACCCAAUGCUGCUACCCGAGAUCAGCUUAAUAUCAUUGUGAGUUACCCACCUACAAAGCAACUAACUUAUGAAGAACAGGAUCUGGUGUGGAAGUUUCGAUACUAUCUUACCCACCAGGAAAAGGCAUUGACCAAAUUCUUGAAGUGUGUCAACUGGUAUCUUCCUCAAGAAGCAAAGCAAGCUCUGGAGCUCUUGGGCAAAUGGAAGCCAAUGGAUGUAGAGGACUCCCUGGAGCUUCUGUCCUCACAGUUCACCAAUCCAACAGUGCGCCGCUAUGCUGUGGCCAGGUUGCAGCAAGCUGAUGACGAGGAUCUACUGAUGUAUCUACUGCAGCUUGUCCAGGCUCUGAAAUAUGAAAAUUUUGAUGAUAUCAAGAGUGGGUUAGAGCCCACAAAAAAGGAAACUCAAGGACCAGUGUCAGAGAAUAUGGCCACAUCUGGAACGAAUGCUUCUGAAAUAGACAGUUCGCAGAUCAUCACGAGUCCUCUGCCCCUCAUUUCAUCCCCACUACCAACAGCAAAAGCAAAAGAAUCGGUUGACAAUGAAAAUCUUGAGCAAGACCUUUGCACAUUCUUAAUAUCAAGAGCAUGCAAGAAUUCCACACUGGCAAACUAUUUGUACUGGUACGUGAUUGUCGAAUGCGAAGAUCGAGACACUCAGCAGAGGGACCCCAGGACUCAUGAAAUGUACCUGAAUGUCAUGCGUAGGUUUAGUCAAGCCCUCUUAAAGGGAGAUAAGUCAGUCCGGGUGAUGCGUUCCUUGCUGGCCGCCCAACAGACCUUUGUGGAUCGGUUGGUCCACCUAAUGAAAGCAGUGCAGCGUGAAAGUGGGAAUCGGAAAAAAAAAAAUGAGAGAUUACAGGCUCUUCUGGCAGACAAUGAGAAGAUGAAUUUAUCAGAUAUUGAGCCUAUUCCUCUGCCUCUCGAACCCCAAGUGAAAAUUAGAGGAAUAAUCCCUGAGAAAGCGACUCUGUUCAAGAGUGCCCUCAUGCCAGCUCAGCUGUUCUUCAGGACCGAAGAUGGGGAUAAAUACCCUGUAAUAUUCAAACACGGGGAUGACUUACGUCAAGAUCAACUCAUUCUCCAGAUCAUUUCAUUGAUGGACAAGCUCUUACGCAAAGAGAACCUGGAUUUGAAGCUGACUCCCUACAAAGUGUUGGCUACCAGCACAAAGCAUGGUUUCAUGCAGUUCAUCCAGUCGGUACCAGUGGCAGAGGUUCUCGCUACUGAGGAAAGCAUCCAGAACUUCUUCCGGAAAUACGCGCCGAGCGAAACGGGGCCCCACGGAAUAAGUGCAGAAGUUAUGGACACGUAUGUGAAAAGCUGCGCUGGAUAUUGUGUGAUCACAUAUAUACUAGGAGUUGGGGAUAGACAUCUGGAUAACCUUUUGCUCACCAAGACAGGCAAACUUUUCCACAUUGACUUUGGCUACAUUUUGGGACGUGAUCCGAAGCCUCUUCCUCCACCCAUGAAGCUGAAUAAGGAAAUGGUGGAAGGGAUGGGAGGGACGCAGAGUGAACAAUAUCAGGAAUUCCGCAAGCAGUGCUACACAGCGUUCCUUCAUCUCCGCAGAUAUUCCAACUUGAUUUUGAACUUGUUCUCUCUUAUGGUUGAUGCCAACAUUCCAGACAUCGCUCUUGAACCUGACAAGACAGUCAAAAAAGUUCAAGACAAGUUCCGUCUGGACCUCUCUGACGAGGAGGCAGUACACUAUAUGCAGAGUUUGAUUGAUGAAAGUGUCCAUGCUCUCUUUGCAGCAAUGGUGGAACAGAUCCAUAAGUUUGCUCAGUACUGGAGAAAAUGAGCUCCCAUCACUUCUGAAGGCAAGAAUUCAUGCUCAGCUGCUCUGUUAAACUGCUGAAGAUAACAUCAAGCAAGGAUGUAGCUUUGCUAGCUUGGAUAAUCAAUUGAUCAAGAAUUGCCAUUCACACUAGGUCAAGGGUUUAUAUCCCUCACUCUCGGUAUAUCAACCACAGUUUGGAAAACAGAGCAGUGCCCUCCAGAGCCAAAAUGAUAAGAAGAAAGCAAGUGUUUUCUGGCUUUUAAAGGACCUCUGCGUGCCUAUUAUUGUGGUUUGUUUGGGAAAAAAACGCGAAAUGUACUCUUGCACUUAACUUGGACUAUGUGGUUCCUCUAGAAGAACACACCUAUAGAAAGGCAAGUGUUGUCGAAGCCUGUGAACUUGGAACUGAAGUUUGGGGUUAUUUCUAAAACUUGUCCAAAUGGAGUUGGCCCUUCCUUUUAGAGUGGGUUAGAUCCUAUAGACUCCUUUUAGAGAAAGGGAUCCUAUUAGCUAUCAACAGAUCUGGCCUUUAGGGCAAAGCAAAGUGCUGAAAGAUAUCAACAAUGGACUUAAAAGGCCUGACAGGGAGAGAGAAUGUUUUCACUUUCCUUAUAAUUAACAAGGUACGUUGACUGUAUAUGCCAGGUCUAAUAAAAUGGUUUCGAUGCAA
Messenger RNA from Candoia aspera, 3366 nucleotides. RefSeq names its product phosphatidylinositol 3-kinase catalytic subunit type 3 (gene PIK3C3). Lineage: Eukaryota; Metazoa; Chordata; Lepidosauria; Squamata; Candoiidae. Gene Ontology annotation, molecular function: 1-phosphatidylinositol-3-kinase activity. The transcript is spliced from 25 exons. Gene Ontology annotation, cellular component: phosphatidylinositol 3-kinase complex, class III, type I; endosome; peroxisome. Gene Ontology annotation, biological process: phosphatidylinositol-3-phosphate biosynthetic process; endocytosis; autophagosome assembly. Bases 54 to 2717 code for a protein of 887 amino acids. The record is from RefSeq and is a predicted model, not a curated record.